GAGCAAAAAUCUAAAACCGUGAACCGUUUGUGGAUGUCUAAUAUCUCUUUAAGACCCUGAAGGAAAUCUAAAUCUUAACAGUCAUGGACUCUCAGGGUGGUCCGUACCUCAACAAGAAUGCACUGUGCUCAGCUCUGGGUGCUGCCCGUUUCUGUCAGUUAGCUAUGGGCUGUUCUGUGAUUGCCAUGGUAAUCCACAGCGCCGGCUACAGCGGUUCACACGGUGUGUUCUGCAUGGCAGCUUGGUGCUGCUGCUUUGCCAUGACAGUCGUGGUGUUUUUCCUGGAUGCCACUCGUCUCUACAGCUGCCUGUCCAUAUCCUGGGACAACCUCACGGUCACAUGUGCUGCCUUUGCAGCACUCAUGUAUGUGACAGCGUCUGUGGUUUACCCGCUGUUCUUUGUCCAAUCUGAGUGUCCUUACGCCGGCUGUGAUGUCCGAGACUUCCGCAUUGCUGUCACUGUCUGCUCCAUCCUGGGUACUCUGGCCUACGGUGCAGAAGUGGCUUUGUGUCGGGCCAAGCCAGGCCAGAUUGUGGUGGGCUACAUGGCCACCGUCCCUGGUCUUCUUAAAGUCGUUCAAGGCUUUGUAGCCUGUAUCAUCUUUGGAGCUCUGGCCAAUGGGAGUCAGUACUCCCUUUAUGCUGCCACAAUCUACUGCGUUGUCGUCUAUGCUUUCUGUUUUGCUCUGACAACACUGGUUGUCAUAAUGACUGUGUGCAAACGGACCAAGACUGUGCGCUGCAUGCCCUUUGACCGUUUUGUGGUGGUGUGCACACUCCUGGAAGUACUGCUUUACCUGAGUGCUUCUGUUGUGUGGCCAGUGUUCUGCUUUGACUCUAAGUAUGGCUCACCUUGGAGACCAUCAUCGUGUCCACAGGGGAAGUGUCCAUGGGACAGCAAAGUUGUGGUGGCUGUAUUCUCCUGCAUCAAUUUUGGACUGUAUAUGGCAGAUCUGAUUUACUCCCAGAGGAUAAGAUUUGUCUCCUCACAUUUGCCCUCUCACCCACGGGUAUAG
Molecule: messenger RNA, 1016 nt
Organism: Melanotaenia boesemani (Boeseman's rainbowfish)
Lineage: Eukaryota; Metazoa; Chordata; Actinopteri; Atheriniformes; Melanotaeniidae
Product: myeloid-associated differentiation marker-like protein 2
Exons: 2
Coding region: 84-1016 (310 amino acids)
Cellular component (GO): membrane
Source: RefSeq, a predicted model, not a curated record